Molecule: messenger RNA, 1785 nt
Organism: Dissoconium aciculare CBS 342.82
Lineage: Eukaryota; Fungi; Ascomycota; Dothideomycetes; Mycosphaerellales; Dissoconiaceae
Exons: 1
Coding region: 102-1607 (501 amino acids)
Source: RefSeq, a predicted model, not a curated record
UUAGGCCAUCGAAGACUGGCACAGAGCUGGUAAGCUCUCGUUGAUCGAACUCACAAUACACUAGCGAAUCGUUCCCGGCUUUCUUCAAGCACUCUUCAAUCAUGACAGCACCACACCAACCAAACCAGGAUGAAGCAUUUGCGCCGAAGCAGAGCUUCGAUUUUGGUCUUCCGAGUGCCACGCCGUCCGCGGCCACCAGGGAAGUGCGGCAAUUCUCGCUACCAUCCAGUGUUCGAUUGCAAACCAUUAUCGAAACAUCAACAUAUGCGCCACAGAUUCCAGAGAAGAGCGCCCUCCGGAAUAGUGUGGGUCAGGCUUCUAUUGUGACUUUGCUGAUGCAACAUCAAGAGCAUCAGCAUCAUCAACAACAUAUGUUGAAGACUGCAUCGGCCCCUGCAUCACCACGAUUAUUCCCAAGAGCGCCCAGAGCCAGCAGUGAUUCCGCAAGCACUCGUACUGUUGCGCCACCGGCAUAUUCCUGGAUGCCUGAUGUCCGCGCGAUGUCCAGCUAUGGCAAUUCAAGUACACACUCGGGCUCAAUUUCGGGAUCUGUGCUGCAGAAUGAGAAGUUGGCCGAGACCUUGCGACAGGCCGACGAUGAGGCGCGCCACUCACGCCAUCGCAACGGCAGGAGAAAGCUCUGGCUGAUGGCGCUCAUUGCCAUCGCAGUCCUGCUCAUCGCUGGGCUAGCCGUGGGGUUGGGUGUCGGACUGACCGCUGUUAUGAAACGCGGGCAACAGCAGGCAGAUCUUGCAGCCACUUCCAAGGAUCUCAACUCGUCCUCGUCUGGAGGCGGGGACAGUGCCGACCAAAAAUUUCCCCUUGGUCGCUAUCGAAUCACCACUUCGUUGAAGCAUCGGAACACAGCCUGUACUUCCGAUGCUUCAACCUGGACAUGCUACGCUGAUGCCGGCAACAGUUCGAGCAGCCCCGUGGUAUUCGACUGGAUCAUCUCAGCAACAGCGCCAAGCUUUGCUACCUCUCAUUCAGGCAUUACAGCAAAUGGUGGUAUUCCCGCGAACCUCUCGAUUAGCAGUAAUCCUAGUACUGGAAACGAUGCAUUCCAGCAAAACAUGGUCUUCACCAAGCAAUCUCUAAUCUACAUCUCUCCCACGACGAGCGAUUCACCUUCAACAUCUACUUCCAUUUCGAACCUUACUUUUGCGAAUGCCACUGGACCCAGAUACACUUUCAAUUUUGUUAUGACUAAACUCUCCACCAUCAGCCUUAAUAACAAUAGCAUUCCCACAACAGUUCGAACACUUGCGAAUCGCGAUGGCGCGACUCCUCCCUCAGCCUCAUCUUCUGCUUCUCCUCAAUCAACAUCACAGUGUAGCCCUACUCUCAAUAUGGCUACUACAACGUUCACAGCGGUCCUGUAUCUAUCUCAACCUCAAGAGUCAGGAGUACCUUCGGAAACUACUCGAGAUUCGUCAGAUGCUUUAACAAAGCUGCCUACGUGGCCCUAUGCUGUGGAAAUUUUGCAGAGCAGGGAAUCCAGUGGCAGUGACGCCAAUUCAUGUGCCGCGAGUGUUUCAACGCGCGACAGCCAUCAAGACGUUAAUAGUAGCAACGGCAAAUGCACUUGCUCAUGGCGGAACUUCUAGGGCUUCAUCCGCAGCAGAUCGAAAGCCACUUGGAUUCAGGAUCUAACAAUGCCUCUUGCAGAUGUUGAAAUGCAAACCUGGCCCUUAAUCUAUCGGGCACUUUCCUAUUCGGGUUCUGGAUCGAUGAUCGACGAUGGAUAUGAAAAAGACUACUUGGGUAGUAUGAUAUAUGACUUUU